Messenger RNA from Penaeus chinensis, 1138 nucleotides. RefSeq names its product uronyl 2-sulfotransferase-like. The record is from RefSeq and is a predicted model, not a curated record. The transcript has 4 exons. Gene Ontology annotation, cellular component: membrane. NCBI's taxonomy places the organism in Eukaryota, Metazoa, Arthropoda, Malacostraca, Decapoda, Penaeidae. Gene Ontology annotation, molecular function: sulfotransferase activity. The coding region runs from base 269 to 1138 and encodes 289 amino acids.
AACUCGUUCGCCCUCAACUCCGCUGCUCCUCGCCGUCUCUCCCCUGGGGCUUCCGGACCAAAGGAGGAGAAAAUAAAAGAAAGGGAAGAAGGAAACAAAAGAAAAAAAGAGAGGUUUCUACUCUAAAUGUACACAAAAAAAAAAAUAAUGUGAAUUGGCUGUGAUCGCAACUAAUCGAAGGGAUUUUGAACUGUUUUCUUUCUUUCUUGCUUGCUUUCCUUUCCCUGUAUUUUUGGAUAAUUAGAAGAAGACGGAAGAUAAGAGAAUCAUGAAGCUCUUCAGUAUUUGUAAAAGGAUCGGGGUUUUGAUCCUCAUCUACGGGAGUUUCGCUUAUCUCUUCGUCGGUUCUCAGGUCGCGGAAACAAUUGAGGAAGACCAAACCCAGCACAUGAACCCAGAGGAACGCGCAGACACAGACGAGAGACCGAUCGGAGUGAGCAGCGCGGAGAGUGAAGAGCGUCCGGAGAGAAACCAGUCAGGCCUCCCCCAGCAGGAAGCCAAGUCAGCAGAAGGAAAGGAAGGAGGCGAAGGAGAAGGCUUGGGUGUCCUCGAACCGCCGGGGGAAGUCGCCUCGAGAGCAGAGGUCCCCGCUAAGGUCGGCGACGUCCCCCUCGGAUCCUCCCGACGGAAGAUCUCCGGAGCCCCGAGUCGCGACUACGAGGAAACGAAGAUCAAGGCCCUCGUCAAGGAGGCUUACUUGAAGGUCACCGGGGAAGGCGAGGACGAGGAGGUGCUACAGUUUCCUGCGUAUGCUCUUGAGGUCCAGCCGUCCAGCCGCAACACGACGCCGCCCAACUCGAACCUCGUCUUCUUCUCCGCCGUCCCGAAGUGCGGUUCCUCGACAACGGGACAUCUCUUUAAGAAGCUGAGUGCCCUCAAUAACUUCUACUCGCUGAGUCACCAGAUGAAGAUUCAGCCAGUCAUCGACGAGGAACAACAGAAAACCCUUUUGGAAAACCUCUUUAGUCUCUCCGAGAAAGUCCCAGUUGCCUACACUCGUCAUUUGUAUUACUUUAACACCACAAAAUUAGGUUUCCCACGGGUUGCUUGGGUGGCGAUCGUCCGACACCCUGUGGAGCGACUUAUCAGCCAGUUCUAUUACGUUAGAAUCCCGUCUCGUUACCUUGAAAAUAAGUGA